Molecule: messenger RNA, 291 nt
Organism: Diaporthe citri
Lineage: Eukaryota; Fungi; Ascomycota; Sordariomycetes; Diaporthales; Diaporthaceae
Exons: 2
Coding region: 1-291 (96 amino acids)
Source: RefSeq, a predicted model, not a curated record
AUGAGCACCGCCAAUCGUGGCAACCCGACGUCACCCCCACAGUUCAGCUCAUUUGGCCUCUGCCCAGCAUCCCGGAUGCUGAUGCUGGUGUCCCUGGCCCCUUCGAUAAAUGGUCGAAUGGUCGACAUGGAUGGGCCCUCCUUCUGCUGUAGGGGACGACUAAAGGUUUCGACCAGCAUCCCAGAAUACCUCCCUACCUCGUGGUGCAUCUGGGCCACCCAGCCGGCCUCCGCGCAUCAUCGACUACCUACAUCGAGCAUACGCCGCAGUGCAGCCAGCCAGAGCGCGUGA